UCCCAUCGUACAAUCAAACAAAAGCAUUUGAAACAAACGAAAAUUUAGAACGACGGUUCUUGAAAUAUUCAACUGAGUCAAUUAAUCGAGAUUUUGGAAGUCGAUUAAGAACAAAGAAAUAAUUGCCACGAGUUCACUCGAGCUCAUCUCAUCAUUAUUCAUAUCGAAUUUAAGAAAUUUAAUAUAAUAAAAAAAGAAAAUAAGAUACCUUUAACCUAUCGUACUAUUCUAAUAACCACCCUUUGAAAAACUCCAAAAAUGAUUUAAUGUAUGCGAAGAAUGAACUAUGAACGAAUGUAUGUACGUACAUUCGUGUUCGUACAUAUAUACACACAGGCGAUAUGUAUAUAGUAGUAUGUAACGUGUUUCCUGUGGUUCCACGUAUUCGAACAAACCAAGCGACGUAUGGAAAUCCAGAUAAAAACUUCCAACCAUUAAAUAUGACGUAUACUGAGAGUUACAUAAAAAGUAAAUUAACCGAAGGAUUGAACGCCUCGCAUGUGGUAGCUAGACGCUACGUCUGAGAUCUACCUACUCGUUAGUCGCAAAUGAACUUGAUAUAUAAAUUACCGAAGGGCCGACACCGAUUUCCGAUCAGAAAUGCAAGGGACCACAGAAAUCGUAUUAGUUUCCGUAUUUGCGCUCCUCUUAAGAUGGUCCGUCACGUACCACUCGUACAGCGGCCAGGGGAAGCCUCCGAUGUUCGGAGAUUACGAGGCGCAGCGACAUUGGCAAGAAAUCACGUUGAAUGUCCCGAUCGAGAAAUGGUACAUCAAUACUACAGACAAUGAUUUACAGUAUUGGGGCUUAGAUUAUCCACCACUGACAGCUUAUCAUAGUUUCGCGUUAGGCUAUAUAGCUAACAAGAUUAAUUCUUCUUAUGUGAAAUUACACGAAUCCAGAGGAUUCUCAUCGGACGAUCAUAAAUACUUCAUGAGGCUCACUGUUCUCUGUGUAGACAUCUUGAUUUAUAUACCAUCGAUUAUAUACUUUGUAUUGACUAAUCAAGGAAACGAGAAAGAAGAUGCACUCGAUAUAUUCGGUUUUCAAAAGAAACACAUCAAUCUUUCGAUAAUGUUAAUCUAUCCAGGAUUAAUCUUAAUAGAUCAUGGACACUUUCAAUAUAAUUCAUUCUCGUUAGGGCUGUUUGUUUGCGCUGUAGCAGCCAUGCUCCAGGACUCGUUCAUCGCUGGGUCGGUUUUAUUUGUUACAGCGUUGAACUACAAGCAAAUGGAACUUUAUCACGCACUGCCAAUUUUCUUUUAUAUACUUGGAAAGUAUUUGCCUGUGAGAAAGAGAUUCUCGUUGUUCAAUUUAGUAAUGUUACUGUCUAUAUCGCUCGCAGUAGUUUCCACGUUCUUCAUUAUAUGGUUGCCGUUUAUUAAAGACUUGGAAACAUUCGCCAGCGUUGUUUUUCGAUUAUUUCCGGUCGCCAGGGGCGUGUUCGAGGAUAAAGUUGCCAAUAUCUGGUGCACGGUCAAUGUGAUUUAUAAGUUACGCGACGCUUUCUCAAACAAGCAAUUAGCUAAGAUCUGUUUAGCCGCGACGACGUUUGCCGCUUUACCGAGUUGUCUAAAUCUGUACUUGAAUCCGCAAAAGAAGAGGUUCAUCAUUUCCCUUAUAAACUGUUCGCUAGCAUUCUUCCUGUUCUCGUAUCAAGUUCACGAAAAAUCAAUUCUACUUGUCGCAAUUCCAGUUUUAUUACAUUUCCAGAACAAUCCGUUCCCCUGUUUCUGGUUUCUGAUAAUCUCGCAUUUUAGCAUGCUACCUUUGUAUAUAAAAGACAAUCUGUACUUGGCGUAUUGGGCCACAUCGAUCUUCUAUUUCUUUUUCGUUAUAUGGGUGUAUCCCGACGUUUUCGAUAGUACAUCGUCGACUAAUGCCAAUUCGAAGAAGCAGGCACGCGACGCGAAUUACGUUUAUCAAAAACGAAUUAAAACGAAGCUACAGAACAACAAAUUGAAAAAAGAGAUAUUCUGUUACAAAAAUUAUUUUCUACCGUCAAAUUACAAUCUGUAUCUUUGGAAAACGAUCCUAUUUUAUUGCUCAAUUCUGGGAGUGGUAAUACUCUCUUUGAUCAGCGGUUUCUUAAAACCUCCGGCAAAAUAUCCAGAUCUAUUUCCAUUGUUAAUAUCUGUGUAUUCUUGUGGACAUUUUAUUGUCUUUUAUUUAUACUUUAAUUACAAACAAUUUGUGUGUAAAUUAUAAAUUUAAAAUAAACCAGAGGAAAAACGUAUUUUUGUCAUUACUUAUUACCAAGUUCCUUGAUAUCGAGAGCUAACGUUGUAGACAAUCAAAUAUCGACUUUUCAAAUGAAAGUAA
Messenger RNA from Ceratina calcarata, 2322 nucleotides. Its product is annotated as dolichyl pyrophosphate Man9GlcNAc2 alpha-1,3-glucosyltransferase. The record is from RefSeq and is a predicted model, not a curated record. Gene Ontology annotation, cellular component: endoplasmic reticulum membrane; cytosol; nucleus. The transcript has 2 exons. Gene Ontology annotation, biological process: dolichol-linked oligosaccharide biosynthetic process; intracellular iron ion homeostasis; protein N-linked glycosylation. NCBI's taxonomy places the organism in Eukaryota, Metazoa, Arthropoda, Insecta, Hymenoptera, Apidae. The coding region runs from base 601 to 2208 and encodes 535 amino acids. Gene Ontology annotation, molecular function: 2 iron, 2 sulfur cluster binding; dolichyl pyrophosphate Man9GlcNAc2 alpha-1,3-glucosyltransferase activity.